GCUCUCAAAGAUUCCACUACAUCCCAUUGAAUUUAAUAUCAACCAUGGGUGUUCUCAAUAUCGUACCUACCGGUGUAUUAACUGGUGACAACGUCCGAAAGCUAUUUGAUUAUGCAAAAGACAAUAAGUUUGCUAUUCCGGCCAUCAAUGUAACGUCGUCGUCAACAGCAAAUGCUGUCUUAGAGGCCGCUAGGGACAUUAAGUCACCCAUCAUCAUUCAAGUAUCUCAAGGAGGAAGUGCAUACUUCGCGGGGAAGGGUCUUGCAAAUGACAAGCAACAGGCCUCUGUCACUGGCGCAGUUGCCGCCGCACUGCAUAUACGAACUGUCUCGAAAUCAUAUGGCGUUCCUGUUGUCCUGCAUAGCGAUCACUGUGCUCACAAACUUUUACCUUGGUUCGAUGGUAUGCUUGAAGCUGAUGAGAAAUACUACAAAGAACAUCGCGAACCCCUAUUUUCCUCCCACAUGCUUGAUCUCUCCGAGGAGCCCAAGGACCAGAAUAUCGCAACCUGUGUAAAAUACUACAAGCGCAUGGCUGCAAUCGGCUUGUGGCUUGAAAUGGAGAUUGGAAUUACUGGAGGAGAGGAGGAUGGUGUUGAUAACACUGGCGUUGACAACGCCAAUCUUUACACUCAACCAGAGGAUGUCUUCGACAUAUACAAUGCCCUUAGCAAAAUCGGACCGAACUUCAGUAUUGCAGCAGGGUUUGGAAAUGUCCAUGGGGUGUAUAAACCCGGAAACGUGAGACUACGCCCAGACUUGUUGGGAAAGCAUCAAAUGUAUGCACGUGAACAGCUAGGUGGAAAGCCGGAGAAACCAUUGUACCUUGUUUUCCAUGGCGGGUCUGGAUCAACGAAGGAGGAGAUCAAAACCGCAGUCGUCAACGGCGUGGUGAAAAUGAACGUUGAUACUGACACGCAAUACGCAUAUCUUACUGGUAUAAGAGAUUUCGUAGAGAAAAAGAAGGACUAUAUCCAGGCCCAAGUUGGUAAUCCGGAAGGCCCUGAUAAGCCCAAUAAAAAGUAUUACGAUCCUCGUGUCUGGGUACGAGAGGGAGAGAAGACCCUUGUAGAGCGUGUCAAGGAGGCUUGCACAGAUCUUGGGAACGUCAACCGUCUCUGAGCGAGCUAGGUCCGCGAGUCUAGACUGAAAGUAAAAAAGAAAAAGAGGUUUCGAUUGAUUGUACAUUACACAGACAAAUUGUCGACAUAUUGCGCUGAAUCUGACUAAAUGCCAAGCAACGCCAACUGCACGUCGUGCUAGUAACAAAGGGUAGGCGGAAGGGCUGUCUAUUGGGGUAGAUAUGAUAAUCUAUAGUC
Serpula lacrymans var. lacrymans S7.9 is the source of this 1318-nucleotide messenger RNA. RefSeq lists its product as uncharacterized. Gene Ontology annotation, biological process: gluconeogenesis; glycolytic process. NCBI's taxonomy places the organism in Eukaryota, Fungi, Basidiomycota, Agaricomycetes, Boletales, Serpulaceae. The record is from RefSeq and is a predicted model, not a curated record. The transcript has 12 exons. Gene Ontology annotation, cellular component: cytosol. Gene Ontology annotation, molecular function: fructose-bisphosphate aldolase activity; zinc ion binding. The coding region runs from base 45 to 1121 and encodes 358 amino acids.